GAGUUUUUCUAAAACCCUGAUUUCGAUUUUCUUCCCAAACAAAUUCCCUCCCAAAACCCCCAAAUUUCUUCUUCCUCGUCAUUAUACGAUUCCGAGCUUCUUUUACUUCAUCAAUGGCGGACCUACCAAUCCUCCAAUUCGAGGACACAAUCAUGAAAGCAGUAGAAGAAAACCCCGUCGUAGUGGUGAUCGGAGAGACAGGUUCGGGAAAGAGCACGCAGCUCUCUCAGAUACUUCACAGAAGGGGCUACACCAAGUCCGGAGUCGUCGGCGUCACUCAGCCCCGCCGAGUCGCCGCCGUCUCCGUCGCCAGACGAGUUUCGCAGGAGCUCGGCGUUCGGCUUGGGGACGAAGUUGGAUACGCCAUCAGAUUUGAAGAUAGAACUUCGGAAAGGACGCGGAUUAAGUACCUCACCGAUGGAGUUCUUCUUCGUGAAAGCCUCUCCAAUCCAGAGCUUGAUCAGUACUCUGUAAUCAUACUAGAUGAAGCUCACGAAAGGAGUCUAAACACGGACAUACUGCUGGGACUGAUGAAACGCUUGGUGAAAAGGCGUGCCUCGAAUUUCAAGGUUCUAAUCACUUCAGCAACUCUUGAUGGCGAAAAAGUAUCACAAUUCUUUUCAAAUUGCCCUGUAGUGAAAGUCCCCGGCAAGUUAUUCCCGGUCGAAAUAGCCUACAGCCGUGAGCGCCCUGCCAGCUAUCUUGAGUCAUCUCUAGAAACAGCUCUCAAUAUACAUAUUAAGCAAGGCGAAGGCGAUGUCUUGAUUUUCAUGACUGGACAGGAUGAUAUAGACAAGUUGGUGUUGAAGUUAGAAGAGAGAGUUCGAAGCCUGGAAGAAGGGUCUUGCAUGGAUGCCAUAAUCCUUCCUCUUCAUGGUUCUUUGCAGCCCGAAAUGCAGGUACGUGUUUUUGGUCCUCGGCCUCCAAAUUGUAGGAGAUUUAUUGUUGCAACAAAUAUUGCUGAAACUUCUUUGACUGUAGAUGGUGUUGUGUAUGUUAUUGAUUCUGGUUACGUGAAGCAACGACAGUACAACCCAUCAACUGGCAUGUAUUCCCUCGAUGUUGUUCAAAUUAGCAAGGUACAAGCAAAUCAACGUGCAGGACGAGCAGGAAGAACACGUCCUGGGAAGUGCUAUCGUUUAUACCCUUCGACGGUUUACGAGGAUGAGUUCCUUGAUGCAACAAUUCCUGAAAUACAACGCUCUUCGCUUGCUGGAAGUGUUCUCUAUUUGAAAUCUUUGGACCUCCCUGAUAUUGACAUUCUAAAAUUUGAUUUUCUUGAUUCUCCUUCCCCUGAGUCUUUACAAGAUGCUUUGAAGCAGUUGUAUCUUAUUGAUGCUAUUGAUGAAAAUGGAUUGAUCACAAGAGUUGGAAAAACAAUGGCUGAGCUUCCGCUAGAACCUUCACUGUCAAAGACCUUAAUGGAGGCAAAUGAGUAUGGCUGCUUAUCGCAGGCUUUGACUGUUGCUGCUAUGUUAUCUGCAGAAACCACAUUGCUUCCUGGUCGAAGCAAAAGUACGGAGAAGAAGAGGAAACAUGAUUAUUUGGACCUUCCUGAUGGCUCUGGUUGGGGUGAUCAUAUCCAGUUGCUACAGAUCUAUGAGUGCUGGCAUCAAACUGACUAUGACAUUAAUUGGUGCAAGGAUUAUCAGUUGCAGGUGAGAGGGAUGAAGUUUGUCAAGGAUGUAAGGAAACAGUUAUCUCAAAUCAUGCAGAAAAUAGCAAAAGGAUCAUUAGAUGUACAGACAGCCAGAAGACGGAAUGAAAGCCAACAAGAUUAUCACAAUUUGAGGAAGGCUUUGUGCGUGGGAUAUGCAAAUCAACUUGCUGAGAGAAUGAUGCAUCACAAUGGUUAUCGAACUUUAGGUUUUAAGCCCCAAGUAGUACAGGUGCAUCCAUCCUCUGUGCUAAAACCAGAUGAUGAAGGGAAAUUGCCUGACUAUGUUGUGUACCAUGAACUCAUUGCAACAACCCGCCCAUUCCUGCGCACUGUAUGUGCCGUAAAUGUUGCUUGGGUCAGACCAAUUUUGGACAAAGUGAAUAAUCUAAACAUCAAGAAGCUGAGUGGCGGGAUUGGUCGUAUUGAAGAGCAACCGGAGGGAAAUCUUUCCGAUUUGCCAAAGAAAGAGGAUGUUGUUGCGCCGGUCCUUGACGAUCGGGAAAGUAGAGUACAGGCGGCUAGGGAACGAUUUCUUGCUCGUAAAGGAAAGAAAUGAGCUUAUUCAGUAGUUGUGUUGGAUGGAGUGGGGGUAUUGAGUUUUAGCACUGACCUAAAGAAAUCUGGUUUAAGCUGCAACCGGUAAAUACGGAAACCAAACUAAGGCUGCCCAACUCCCAAGUCAAUUUCAGAUCAAUGCCAGCCUCAUCAUCCUCUACCAUAGUUGCAAUCAACCACCUCCGGAAGACACGAGUCCGGCACACACAUGUUGUAUUUCUAUUUUCCGAUUGUUCUGGUACGACAAGCAAUGUGCAUGCCGGCCAGUACAUCCCAAUCCAAUGUGGUAUGUUUUGAGCAUACUGGCUGCUUCGUGACGUAUAGACUUUGUAUAUAUUUCAAUUAAAAAUCAAAGAUUUUUCAAUCUAUCAAA
Malus domestica (apple) is the source of this 2588-nucleotide messenger RNA. RefSeq names its product probable pre-mRNA-splicing factor ATP-dependent RNA helicase DEAH4. NCBI's taxonomy places the organism in Eukaryota, Viridiplantae, Streptophyta, Magnoliopsida, Rosales, Rosaceae. Gene Ontology annotation, molecular function: ATP hydrolysis activity; RNA binding; ATP binding. Gene Ontology annotation, cellular component: intracellular anatomical structure. The record is from RefSeq and is a predicted model, not a curated record.